Molecule: messenger RNA, 1054 nt
Organism: Ruditapes philippinarum (Manila clam)
Lineage: Eukaryota; Metazoa; Mollusca; Bivalvia; Venerida; Veneridae
Product: M-phase inducer phosphatase-like
Exons: 5
Coding region: 1-819 (272 amino acids)
Biological process (GO): protein dephosphorylation; positive regulation of G2/MI transition of meiotic cell cycle; G2/M transition of mitotic cell cycle
Cellular component (GO): nucleus; cytoplasm
Molecular function (GO): protein tyrosine phosphatase activity
Source: RefSeq, a predicted model, not a curated record
AUGCCUCCAGUACCCUCAGAUUUCACUGACGUGACCAUGGCAAGGAAUCCAAGAACGAGGUUGGAUUUCGGACUUUCUUCAAAGGAAAUAAAAGGAACAAUAAAGCAUUAUUCGGAAACCUUCGGCUGUUCUCCUACAUUAAAGAAAAAACAGUGCUUCACAUCAACACCCAAACCAGAAGUGACAACUUUUAGCCCAAUAUCCAGCAUCAUACAAGCUGUUGAUAAGCUGUCUACAGAAUCUGACCUUAUUGCAGACGGAUCACGUGUCAAUAUUCUACCCAUAAUUCCAGGAAAGCAUAGCGAUCUUAGCGCCAUCUCACCGGAAACGAUGUCUGGCGUUCUUGGUGGCGUUUACGACAGAAGUUUGGACAAAGUUACGAUUAUAGAUUGUAGAUAUCCAUACGAAUUCGAAGGCGGUCAUAUUAAGGGAGCAAUUAACCUUUAUACAAAAGAAUCAAUCAAACAAUUCCUUGAAGAAACAGCGACUUCAUUCACAAGCAACCACGUUCUCAUCUUCCAUUGUGAGUUUUCGUCAGAAAGAGGUCCAAAAAUGUAUCGCCACUUAAGGGCUCUAGAUCGAGAUUUGAACAAAGACAACUACCCUCGACUCAACUUUCCCGAGAUUUAUCUCUUAGAAGGAGGUUAUAAAGCUUUCUUCUACUCUCACAAAGUAAGAACACUGUUUCCCACAGCAAUGUUGCUCAAGGAACAUAAAGACGACUUACGUCACUUCCGGGUAAAGUCAAAGUCAUGGUCAGCAGGCGAUAAAUCACGUCAAACUUCAGUUUCCGGCAAGGGACUUCGGCUUGUAUUUUGAUUGGGCGACUCGUUAACAAACUGUACACAAGUGCUUUGUUAAAAGCUCCACCCUGUUAGCUCAAUUGAUAAAGCGUUGAACUGUGAAUCGGGCGACUCGGGAUCGAUUCCCGGACGGUGCAUGUCUCUUUCGUUGUGAUUAAAAGAAAUACUUUGUACGGUCAUUCGCACUGUACUUAUGUUCCGGCAUAUACAGAAGUUCCUUUCAAAAGUGAAGGCACCUACUAAACUGCUCU